Aspergillus nidulans FGSC A4 is the source of this 1260-nucleotide messenger RNA. RefSeq lists its product as uncharacterized. Gene Ontology annotation, molecular function: O-methyltransferase activity; methyltransferase activity; protein dimerization activity. The record is from RefSeq and is a predicted model, not a curated record. The transcript is spliced from 4 exons. NCBI's taxonomy places the organism in Eukaryota, Fungi, Ascomycota, Eurotiomycetes, Eurotiales, Aspergillaceae. Bases 1 to 1260 code for a protein of 419 amino acids.
AUGCCAAAUUCUUGUGACGUAGGAAUUGGCCGUUCCCGCGAGAUAGACAAGUCUAUGGACAUCAACAAUCUUAUCGUCAGAAUAUCGCAACUGGCAGAUAGCUUGGGCAAUGACUAUACGCUCACUCCGCACCAGGAAAAGCAUCUUCGGGCUGCAUGCGCAAAAUUGUCCUCUCGAAUGAAAGAAAGGACUCUGGAACUGGAGUUUCCUGACGGCCCUGCCGUCAAGAUUGCUGUCGAUAUGGGAUUAUUUGACUUUGUUUGCGGCAGUGAGAAGGACGAGUUUACGGCCGCUGAGAUAGCAGAGCACACUGGAGCUGACCCUGUUCUUGUGGAACGCCUAAUGCGCCCUUUGAUCCUGGCUCGUCUCUUCAGCCCUACCUCAAACAAUACUUACAAGGCGCACCAAAGUGCCCACGACCUAGCGCCCGGUGCAUAUGUGAGGGACAUGCUCAUUUUCACUCAGGAAGUCGCCGGCCCUAUUUUGCUCAAGCUUCCUGAAUUUCUCGAGAAACAAAAAUACAAAAACCCCGGCCGUCCGGAUGCCUCCGCCUUCCAAUACGCGCAUCAGACAGAAGACACUUUCUACCGUUGGCUCCAGCAGCGUCCGACCCUCUAUUCGGCAUUCUGUGGGAUGAUGAAAUGUACGGGAGAGUUUCAAGCAAGAUGGCCGGACCUUUUCCCAGUCCGUGAGCGAUUUGAACCCUUCCGAGGAUGCAACGCCGAGCGCCCCUUGCGCGUGGUGGAUGUUGCCGGUGGAACAGGAUAUACUCUGCAGCGCCUUCUAAAUAAGAUUCCUGAUCUCCAAGCCGAGCUGACUCUUCAAGAUCUACCUGAGGUAUUGGAGAACGGACCCGUUCAGGCGGAUGUACGUAUUCGCAGGAUGCCGCACAACUUCUUCGAGCCCCAGCCGGUGAUUGGGGCCGAUGUAUACGUCUUAACAAGAGUGCUCCAUAACUGGCCCGACAUUGAAUGUCGAGAGAUUCUCGGACACACUGUGGCUGCGAUGAAUCAUGAUUCGAUUCUGCUUAUCGGGGACAAGGUGUUCCCCACUGGUGCGGCGGAGCUAACGCCUACGGACAUAAUGGCGGACAUGAGCAUGAUGAUGCUUUUCGGAGGCAUGGAACGCACCAUAGCCCAGUUGCGAGAGUUGUUGUCGUCGGUUGGACUGGAUAUUGUGAGGACUUGGCGGUCAAAUGGGCCUGUGGAUGACCACGAGGGGUUACUGGAGGCCAGGCUCACAGAUCAGCCGAAGCUAUGA